AUGAAAGCUCUCACAAUGUCUAAAGAUGUUCUGAUUGUUCAUCUCUCCAAAGCUAUCUCUACUGACCUCUACAACAAAACUAAAGAUGUAAUCAGCAUUGAGGUUUCCAAUCACAAAACAUUGAUCAGAAAGCCCAACUUCAGCAAACUUCUAGUGAUUAUUAUGCCAGAAGUCAGUGUCGAUCCUGAAUCAAUUCCUGCAACCUACUUGAUUGAGAUGUUCUUCCAGAUGGGAUACAUGGGGAUAUUUCAUUACUCUCAAAAUUUAGGAAAUCCUUCUUACCUCCGAUGUGGAAUGGAUUAUUCACCCUUCUAUUCAAAAGCUUGUCAGAAAGGGUUUCAGGUUCUGACAGUGCAAGCCAGUUGUUCUACAACAAGAUCUAUGGGUUAUACCAUGGCAUCAACCUCAACUAUGGGUCUGUUACUUGGGCUCAAUUCGUUCAAAGCACCAGUUCCUCUACACGACACACAUAAAUUUCUUAUCCCUGCUUCUGCUCGAUUAUUGUUAAGAGAUCCCUAA
Molecule: messenger RNA, 519 nt
Organism: Lactuca saligna
Lineage: Eukaryota; Viridiplantae; Streptophyta; Magnoliopsida; Asterales; Asteraceae
Source: the annotation of a GenBank genome assembly